AUGUGUGGACACGUUUUAGCGGGAACAAAAAAAAAACAUGACCUUGACCUCGAGCAUAGGCCUAACCUGCCCCAAAAGUGUUGGGUGAAAAGUUGCCGGUCGAUAUAUGUGAUGUUGGCGCAGGCGCCAGCAGCGUCUCCAUACUACGUGACAUCGAUCGCCUUAGCACGUGACGCAACGACGCACUUCAUAGGAUUCCUCUCAGCCACUCUGACUAAUGACUGA
Danaus chrysippus (African queen) is the source of this 225-nucleotide messenger RNA. NCBI's taxonomy places the organism in Eukaryota, Metazoa, Arthropoda, Insecta, Lepidoptera, Nymphalidae. The record is from the annotation of a GenBank genome assembly.